Andrographis paniculata is the source of this 2753-nucleotide messenger RNA. Its product is annotated as sister chromatid cohesion 1 protein 3-like. Gene Ontology annotation, biological process: synaptonemal complex assembly; replication-born double-strand break repair via sister chromatid exchange; mitotic sister chromatid cohesion. The transcript is spliced from 13 exons. Gene Ontology annotation, cellular component: synaptonemal complex; cohesin complex. The coding region runs from base 320 to 2260 and encodes 646 amino acids. NCBI's taxonomy places the organism in Eukaryota, Viridiplantae, Streptophyta, Magnoliopsida, Lamiales, Acanthaceae. The record is from RefSeq and is a predicted model, not a curated record. Gene Ontology annotation, molecular function: chromatin binding; protein binding.
AUCCGACUCCGACCCGGAAAUGAUCUGACCCGCUCCAUGUAUAAUAUGGUCGGGUAUUUGAACCGACCCACUCCAUGACCAAAUUAAGUCAAGUAUUUGAACCGAUCCGGGAAAGGAUCCGACCCAAUCUAUUUUCCUAAUUUUCUGAAUUAGCGCCAAUUUGGCUUUCCCGCCCCUCCAUGAACCCACUCCGCCCUACCUCCGCCCUUUAUCUACGCCACUACGAGAAUCCGCAGGCUAAAUCUGGAUUCACCGUGUAUAGGAAGAUUUACAUUGCAGGAGCUGGUAAAUUGAGGACUAGAAGAAGAGGAAGGCGGAGAUGUUCUACUCGCACACUUUCCUGGCAAGGAAAGGUCCGCUGGGUACGGUUUGGUGCGCCGCGCAUUUGCAGCACAAGCUUAAGAAGUCUCACUACAUCUCCACGAAUGUUCCCAAAACCGUCGAUCGAAUCAUGUAUCCUGAGGUGCCGCUUGCACUAAGGAUGUCAGGACAUCUUCUUGUUGGAGUUGUGAGGAUUUAUUCAAAACAAGUUGACUAUCUCUUUGAAGAUUGUAAUGUUAUACGGACUACGAUCAAUCGGAUUCUUCGAAAAAUAAAUGUCAAUCUCCCUGAAGAUGCAACUCAAGCAACAUUCCAUUCUGUUACCUUGCCGGAAAAUUUCAACCUUGAUUCCAUAGAAUUGGAUAGCUUUGAUACAGACUGGCAACAAGAUUAUCAUCUUAAAAGCCUAGAUGAAAUUACUUUAACAGAGCAAAUUCCAACUGGACAAGAUCCUUAUAUUGUCAUUAGUUUUCAAGAGCAUGAAUUACCUGGGCCACCAGCUGAGGAAAAUCUAGGAUCAGGGCCGGCUCCGAUGGACGAAGAACCUCCAGUUGAAGCUGCUGCUGCUGCAGCUGCUGAAUUUCAGGCCACUCCCAGCAAACAAUUAGGAACAGAUGAUAGAAGUAUUGGAUCAAUCAGUCCCCAAGAAUUGCCAAGUAUUGAGAUCAUGCGCGAUGCUAGACAGAGUUUAGAUUUCACCGCUUCACCAAUGUUGUCUGAUCGGGCCGAACCAGAUGCAGUUCUGGAAGAGCAAAUCAACAAGGAUAAGGAAAUCAAUACUCCUCACUCAGUUGAAGUACCAUUGCCGGGUGGCUCUGUCUCUUCACCACAAGCUCAUGAAAAACCACCCUCUUUCGGGCGCUUGGGUUCCCCGAUUGCCUUUGAACACCAGUCAAAUGAGUUGCAAAUCCAACCAACCCCACCUGUUGCAAAGCCACAGAUUCGAAGAAAAAGGAAACAGUUUUUUGAUGAGACAAUCAUAUUAAGCAAUCCGUUCAUCCAAAAAGGGUUAAAUGAUACCAGUGAUAUCUGCCGGAAGAGAAAAAACUGCCCCACUUCUUCUCUUGCCAUCUGGAACCGAAACAAUCGGCUGCGUUUAAGGAAGGAUGGCCUCUUUCUUCCGCCUUAUCCUUCUGGAUCUUGUUCUGAGUUGCAAGAUAUAUACAAGAAAGAUGCUAUUUCUGUUAAAUUUCCUCCAGUCCCUGCAGAAGAAGCGCAUCAAGAGACAACUGCUGAUCAACCCUCUGUAUCCAGGCAUGGUGAUGACAUGGAGAUCGAAAUUCCUAGAAAUAAUGAGUAUGCUUCGCCUAACAGACAGAUUCCUGAUAUCACCAAUGUUUUGCCAUCGCCAAGUGAAAGAGACCACUCGGCUUUUCAUAAUUUGGAUACCGGGUUACAUCCACAUCGGGAAGCAACUGAAGAGGAAGAAGCACUGCCCACUGCAAGUGUGGGGGCAUCUUCUGGAAUGCUUGAUUCAGAAAUCAGAACCCCAGAUUCAGUUUUUGGGAAGAGCUUGCAGGCUGAGCACACAGUACUAUCUAACAUUUCUGAGUUUGUGGCUUCUCCAGGGGAGCUUCGAUUUCUGGACCAAGAGGACAAUUCUCCAGCUGGAUCCCAAGGAACACCUGCAUCUGCUAACUUAGGAACUCAAGGAACCCCAGAACUUCACGCAUUAUCUUCACGAACAAGAGCUGUGGCUCAGUACUUGAAGAGGCAGGCCUCAGCAACCCCAGCCUCAAGCAGCGCAGCAGAAUCAUCCGAGGAUCUCAGUUUGAACAAGAUCUUGGAAGGCAAAACCAGAAAGAUAUGCGCUCGAAUGUUUUACCAAGCUCUGGUGUUGAAGAGUAACGACCUUGUCGACGUACACCAAGAAGUACCAUAUGGAGACAUCACCUUGAAAGUAACUCCAAAGCUCUCCAAGGAACAAUUCUCCAUCUAAAACAGAAGAUGUCAGUUUAGUGAUAUUUAUAUAUGUAAAUAGCUAAGUUAAAGCAUAGCCCCAUCUCAGUUUUGUAAAAUUAUUUUAUCCUCUCUACUAGUAUUCUUGCCAUACAAUUGAUAUCAAAUGUUAAAAUAUUUUGUAGCAGAAAAUGAAUCAACAUGUUAUAAAUAAGGAUCUUAUAUCCUGCAACUUAAUGGUGUCUUCUUUGAACCCCCAGCGAAUGUCGGUUUUAUUACAACAGUUGUUAUUAUCAUGUGACUAAGUCACAGCAACAGCUAAUUCUCAGACAAUAGUUUGCUGAUUUUGUUCUCAAUAUGGGCUUCAUGAUCCUCGAGACGACCCUUCACUUCACCAUCUUCCCACCGGAUCAAUGUAGGCACUCCUUUGAGCUUGAACCUUGAGUCUGUCCUCCAUGGAUGCCCGGGAUCUCUCCAUGUGGGCCGAUCUCCCACAUAUGCCCUCAGUAGAGCCACAUUAUCCGUCGAUGCUU